Wasmannia auropunctata (little fire ant) is the source of this 2061-nucleotide messenger RNA. It is a transcript of the gene Mvb12, whose product is annotated as multivesicular body subunit 12B. Bases 103 to 1089 code for a protein of 328 amino acids. Gene Ontology annotation, cellular component: ESCRT I complex; cytosol. The record is from RefSeq and is a predicted model, not a curated record. Gene Ontology annotation, biological process: regulation of epidermal growth factor receptor signaling pathway; receptor catabolic process; virus maturation. NCBI's taxonomy places the organism in Eukaryota, Metazoa, Arthropoda, Insecta, Hymenoptera, Formicidae. The transcript is spliced from 8 exons.
GAAGACGAAGACGAAGAAGCGGAAGAGGAGACGGAGGGAACUUCGCGUGGAUAACGACGUUGCAGCGCGGCGCCGCGUGAAAAGGUAUCCGGGAUCGUAGCGAUGUCCAAGAAGAGCUGCAAGAUGUUGGUCCAUCAGGUGUCAGCCGUACUGCCGGACGACAGACCAAUAACUGCCAUUAGCGUUGUAGAAGACUUAGACAAGUGUCCACCGAACUUUACAGUGGUAUCGAGAACUUACGAUCAGGACACCGACGCCGAUCUGUGGAGGGAGAGCGGACUGUUCAUCAAGAAGAAGGGCAGAUAUAUCUGCUUCUCGAAGACCGAGGGCCAGCCCGACUGCGUAGUCGAGGAUAUCGUAGUGAUUAACGAGCGGGACACUCCGCCGGAAGGAUACAGCAUGAUCUCGUACACCGUGGACUCGAGGCAGAAGGCGUGGCGGAAGAAACAGGUGUGCUACAAAAUUAGGCAUAAGGAUCUGUGCGAGAGAGCGGUCACGGAUAUAAUAAUAUGCAGCAGGAUAAUCCACAAGGACUCGAAACUCGCUCCUAUCGGAUUUUCCGCCGCUGGUAUCAUAAAUGGUGUUCGCGUGUGCUACAAGACGGUAGAUAUCACAAAUGCGAAUUCGGAUUCGCAGCCGUACGUUAAUAUAGACUUGCUGCAGAGCCCUUCCCCGAAUCCGUCGAAUGGAACCUACCACAGGCCAGCCCCGGAGAGGCCCCCGAAACCAAAGUUCUCACCAAAACCACCGGCCAAUGGGAUUUAUCCGCGAAUCGGCGGUGCGGCUAACAAGGACGACGAGCUCGGCGAUCGGGACUACGAGAUCUUGAGUCCUAACGCGAGAAUCAGGCCCACGAGGCCCGCGCCCCAGCCGCCCAUGUCCACGCCAUCGGCCGUCACAUCCACGCCCAUUUACGGUACACUUCCGGGAUCGUCCGAUCUCGACGGGGUUCCGUUCGCGCUUAAUUCCCGUCUUAAAAUUAAUCAUCCCGAUUCUGCCAGUAACAAACUUCCCGUUAUCAGAGUGUGGACACAGAAGGACUUGGAUAGAGAGUUCUUCUAUGAUUUUCGUGCGGAAAGAGAAACUUGAAGAAUGACGACUUGCCAAAACUAAUUCGAGUUCACGAGCGAUCUCUGUCCGCUCGUUACUCGUUCGUAUUCGAUAUAAUACUAGCCAACAAGCGUAAAUGGAGUGCCUGAAUCGAGUGAUUUGUACUAACCCGCGAGAGAAUGAAGCCUGCAUGACGCUUAAAAUGGGGAUUGUGUAAUGUUUAAUAAGAAGGAAUAGGAAGAUAAAAAGAACCUAUUCGAUGUAACGCGCGUUUCUUCUUCCACGCCCCAUAUUUAAAUUUUGAUACUGGUGAUAACGUUGUCAUAUUUUUAUAGACUUGCGUUAUUUUUUGAUAGACAAGUAGAGAUUAUAUAUGUAAAAUAUUAUGUACACAGGAUUGUAUCAUAACGCGAGACCUUCUGCGUGUAUCUUAAUAUCGCAUAUCUACGCUUCUAAACAACGUGAACAAAUUGCAUAAUACUGUUGAGACUAUAGCAUUCUCGCCGCACAUUUAGUGCUUAACGCGGCAAUCCAAAUGCGUGGUGAGAGUGCAACGUACGCCACACAAAAAGCCAUUUGAUUUUAUUGUUCCCUUUGUGCUUUUUUUUAUGCAAUAACCUUUUAUUCUAUGUAGAGACUCGAAUGCGUUUAUUAUGUAAUUUUCCCUUCAAAGUGCUGCUUCUUUCUUUCUUUACCUGCAAUAAAGUAUUAUUAAAAUAUCCUUUUUUGUCUGUAUGUACUCUCGAUUUGUAAUUCUGUGUUUGAAAGUAUAUACAGUUGUGUAGAACAUAUAUAACUGAUUGUGAGAAAAAAAAUCUAAUUUUAGUAUCGACGAAAACAUGACGUUCGGUCUUAACUUUCUGCUCGAGUUCUCUCCGUUCUGUUUGUCGAUGUAGAUUCGUACCUUACGUAAGUUUUCGUUCGACCGCACACGUAUACGUGAAUGUAAUUUAAGAUAGAUACUUGUAUGUUAAACAAUAAUUUAAUAAAAGAUGACGGUUAAGAAACCAC